This is a messenger RNA of Dromiciops gliroides (monito del monte), 14105 nucleotides long. It is a transcript of the gene FAM199X, whose product is annotated as family with sequence similarity 199, X-linked. NCBI's taxonomy places the organism in Eukaryota, Metazoa, Chordata, Mammalia, Microbiotheria, Microbiotheriidae. The record is from RefSeq and is a predicted model, not a curated record. The coding region runs from base 192 to 1355 and encodes 387 amino acids. The transcript is spliced from 6 exons.
GGAGGCUGGUGCUGCAGCUCGGGCUCUCUGGGCGGCGGCGGCGGCGGUCGCGCUCGCGCUCUCCGUCUCCUCGCGCCCCGGGCCUCGCUGGGCCCCCUCCCCCAUGCCCGCGGGCGGCCUGUGAGCAGCGCCGCCGGUGCCCGCCUGCCCGGCCGCCCGGGUCUGGAGGAGAGAGCGGCGGCGGCGGCAGCAUGGCGGACGACGGGGCCGCGGCGGCGGCUUUGGCCGAGAAGUUCCUGACGCCCGACGAGCCCUUCCCUCUGCUGGGCCCCCCGCGCGGCCCGGGCACCUGCUUCAGCGAGGAGUCGGGCUGCCUGGACGUCAGCGACUUCGGCUGCCAGCUGUCCUCCUGCCACCGCACCGACCCCCUGCACCGCUUCCACACCAACAGGUGGAACCUGACAUCCUGCGGAACCAGCGUAGCAAGCUCUGAAUGCAGUGAGGAGCUCUUUUCAUCCGUUUCUGUUGGUGACCAGGAUGAUUGUUACUCCCUACUAGAUGACCAGGAGUUCACGUCGUUUGAUUUAUUCCCCGAGGGCAGUGUCUGCAGUGAUGUCUCCUCUUCUAUUAGCACUUACUGGGACUGGUCAGACAGUGAGUUUGAGUGGCAGUUACCAGGCAGUGACAUUGCAAGUGGGAGCGAUGUGUUCUCUGAUGUCAUCCCCAGCAUUCCCAGCUCACCUUGCCUGCUUCCCAAGAAGAAAAACAAACACCGCAACCUAGAUGAGCUCCCCUGGAGUGCCAUGACAAAUGAUGAGCAGGUUGAAUAUAUUGAGUACUUGAGUCGUAAAGUCAGUACUGAAAUGGGUCUUCGGGAACAACUUGAUAUCAUUAAAAUUAUUGAUCCCACUGCACAGAUCUCCCCUACAGACAGUGAGUUUAUUAUUGAACUGAACUGUCUCACAGAUGAAAAACUAAAACAGGUGAGAAACUACAUCAAGGAGCAUGGGCCUCGCCAACGGGCCACGAGAGAACCCUGGAAGAGAAGCAGCUACAACUGUGGCAGCACCAGCGGUGUGAGCGGCGCCAGCGCCAGCAGCAGCAGUGCCAGCAUGGUCAGCUCUGCCAGCAGUACUGGUUCCAGUGUGGGCAACUCCGCUUCCAACUCAAGCGCCAACAUGAGCCGGGCACACAGUGACAGCAACCUAUCUACCAGUGCAGCGGAGCGGAUUCGAGAUUCUAAGAAACGUUCCAAGCAGCGGAAAUUACAGCAGAAGGCCUUCCGCAAGAGGCAGCUGAAGGAGCAGAGGCAGGCCCGCAAAGAGAGGCUGAGCGGGCUCUUCCUCAAUGAAGAAGUGCUGUCUUUGAAAGUGACCGAAGAAGAUCAUGAAGGAGAUGUUGAUGUUCUAAUGUGAUCAGGGUGAAUUUGGCCGUGGGGUUUCUAAGCCUUAACAUUAUCCUCACAGUUUAUGUGGAUUUUUUUUAACCAAAAUUUUGAUUAGAGCUGUGCUGAUGAUUUAGGUAAAUGUUUGACUCCUCAAACUUAAGUGUAGUAAUGAAAGUGGCUUUUUGCAAAAAUGCUUUUCCAAGUUAGAUGACUUCACGGGUUGGUUUGUAGUUAAAUCCAUUCAUGUCAGUGUGUAGAUUUAAAAUCACUCUCCAAGGUAGAUGAUUCUCUGUGCAGUAGUACCAGUUGAGUUUUUCCAAAGGGUUGCUGUUUCUGUGUUUGAUGCCCAGCUGAAAAACUUUUUUGUGGUGUUGGGGACAAGGAGGCAGGGCUGCAGGUUAAGGUACCAUUUGUAUAUUUUUAGGGAGUAUUGUCUUGUGUCUUCAUCUGUUAUUUAUUCAUAAAAUCUUAGAUAUAAGAUUAGAACCUACUUUUCUUCUCCUUUCCAUUCUUUGUGAAGUCAAAAUCCCAUUAGAAUUUAAGCCUGAUGAUUGUAGGGGGAAUAGUUGUGCACUCAAUCACAAACUGGGGAACUUAUCAUGCUGAAUAGUCAUUGGGUGAGAAAGCCUUUAAAGGGGGAAUAACUUUCUGACAUUUUCUGGACCUUUAGCAUCUAGAAUUUUUUUUUCUCUCCAAGACUGAUUUUUCUUUUCAGUUUGACCUAAUCUUUGCAAUUGAUUUCCUUUAGCCCAACUUAAGCCUUUAAAUUCGAGUAAUGGUUUCUGGCUUGCUAAGAGACUCACGUACAAAAUUGUCUGGUGUGAUAAUCCUGGAAACUCUUCUGAACUUCUGUGUGAAACAUUUUAUAGUACAUAAAAACUUUGAACCAUGCAAGUUUUCCAUCAAAACCAUAAUGUAAAGUGUCUGCCAUGAACGUGAACUAGGUACAUGUUUAUAUUGACUAGUAUAUUACCACCUUGUAAGUUAGUGUGAAAUGAGGGCAUUCUUUAAAGUAUUUUCAUAGUAGUAUGUUUGAAUGAGUAUUAGAAAUACUGAAAAUUUUAAGUAGCUUAAGACAGACUUUAAAUCUUUCUAUAGGGAAGUUUAUGAUGGGGACUAUUUGUGUUGACAGUUGAUGGGCUGCUCUUUAUCAUUUUUUGAUCAUGUCAUUCUUGGGGAUAAAAUAUUUUUGGGUGAUUAUAGAUCUAUGAAAGAAACAAGUCAGACUAAUCAUGCCCUGGAGUCCACAUUCUUCUCCAAUAUUUUACUUUUCUGUAUUUAGUUCUAAGCAGGUAAUUUAUUGAGGAGAGAAGUGAUCCAAAUUCCUAUUUCGAUGUCUCAGUUGACUUUAUUUUUAUUUCACUUUGAUACCUAGAAGGUUAAAUAAUGAAACUGGGGGGAAAGAAAAAUGACAAUUGAAAAAAAACUAGUGUAGCUUUCCUGAUACACAGUCAGAACAUUGGGAAUACUUCCACAUGACUCUUUUGUUAAGUAUAUUAUAAAAGACCACAUUUGUAAGAGAUCCCAUUGUUUUCUCACAGUAGUUCUGUUUCUCUUCUUCCCUUCCUGCUUUUUACACCCUCAGAUGGUUCUGUUGCUUCAGAAGCAAGGAGGCCAGACACUAGAAUUCUCCAAGAGAGUAGGCAAAGCCAGGCUGGACCACGACUCCAGGCCAGGAGUGUCACACUCAAAUAGAAACAGAUCCCUGAGGCUCCACCGUGAUUCAGAAAACAACAAAAUAACAUCCAUGUUGCGUUGUAAAUUUCUAUUUGUUUUGUUAAACAUUUUUCAAUUACAUUUUAAUCUGGGUCAACCCGUGGCAUUAAGUUUGACACCUCUGCUCUAGAUAAUUUAAGUAAUAGGAACAGAUUUCUUACGGUCGAGCCAUGAAAAGUUCGAGGGAAUGAUUGGCUGGUCUGUGGAGCUAUUUUUCAAGGAAAAUGGGGCAGUUGUUAGUCUUUGGUUUGAAAAAAUGUCUUUUGUCCAUCAGAUUAAUAGAAAUCUAUCCAAAUGUGAAUUCAGAUGAACUUUAUUUGCAUUUCAUUUCUCUUGACUAUGAAAGUGUUUCUGAUCAGUGAUAACCUUAAAGACUCAUCUGUCAGACUCCAUAGUGUCCUGUCUUGGCUGAUAUCUCAUAUCAUACCCAUGUGGACAUGUUGGAUAAUAGAUACUCGAGAAUUUGUGUUCUCCCCUUAGUUGGAUGCCUUUUCCCCAUUCAGUGAUAUCCCUCCCCAUUUUCACCUCACUUCAGUGGAUCUGUGAUUUUGUCAAUGUGAGUGCUCCCUGUAGCACUGCAGAGAGUAACUCCUCCUGUGUGGCUCUUGGCCAUCCGGUGGUUCUUGUCUAUCCUGUGUGGUUCUUGUCUGUUCUCCUGUCACUCCUCCACUAGGGCUUUACCCAGUGUUGGGACCUUUCCUCAAGAUCUUCUGAUACCAAGCAGAUUGGGGAUACCAGAGGAAUGAGUUAGUAACCAUUGGUGAUCCUUAUCUUUCUACAGAACUAGCCCAUCCCCUUCAUAGUAACUUUCCUUAAACUGUCUAAUAUUGCAAUUGCAACUGACUGCACAUGUCACUUUAUGCUAUUAUUGUUUUCCAUUUCUUAACAGAAAGGAAGCAUGUUGUAACAUUAGUUUUGUGAAAUCAAUAUUAGUUGUAUUCGAUUUACAUUCUUGUCUUCAUUCCCAUCAUAUAAUCAUUGUGUGUAUAUUCUUUGAUUCUGCUGUCUUUGCUUUGUGUCACUUCAACAAAUCAUAGAUUUCACUUUUCUGCAUAGUUUCUCUUUGGUAAUCUGUGGCAGCCUAUUCACAUGUACCUUUCCAUUAUCCUUUGUUUGACCUUCAACUCCACAUCUGAAGAGACUGGGGUAUUCCAUGACUUGGAGCCAUACUACAUCACAGGAGGACUCUUAAUGCCAAAAAUAUGGACCUUUAUUUUAGGGUGAAAUUUGGGGUCAUUAAUAGUCCUGCACACUUCUCUAAAGACAAUCCAGUCAGCCCUCUAGGCUCAGGUCAUUGUUCAACCACAGUGUCUCUCAAAAGUAGAGGGGUUUCCAUUUCAGCUGCAUGCUGUAGUCUAAACAAUGCAUAGUCUUCAUUCGCCUUUUAAAAAUCUUUUAAAAAUAUUGACAUAUUUUGUUUUAACAGAGUUAUCACUUUGAAAUAAAUACCCCCUUCAUACUACCUUUUCUUAAAUUGUCUAAUAUUGCAAUUGCAAUUCACUGCACAUGUCACUUUAUGCUCUUAGAGAGUAAAGAAGCAUGUUUUAAUAUUAGUGGCGUAAAAUUAUAUUAGUUGUGUGAAACUAUUAGUCCUGUGAAACCAACAUGUCAUUAUAUUUGAUUUGAACUCUAUUGUCUUCAUUUACAUUAUUGUAGUCAUUGUGUAUGAUCUUUUGGUUCUUUCUUUGCUCUGCAUCAAUUCAUACAAUGCUUCCCAUAUUCCUCUGAAUUCUUCAUAUUGUUUCUAACAGCAUAAUAGCAGGCCAUUGCAUUCAUAUGGCACGUUCUAUUCUGCCAUUCUUGAGUUGUUGGGCAUGUGAUUUCCCCCCGCCUUUCCCCCUUUUUUCUGCUACAAAAUGUGCUAUUCUGCAAUUUUGGUACAUAGAGGACCUUGCCUUGUCAUUGACUUCCAUCAAGUAUGGGUAGUAGGACUAGAUUAAGGUAUAUGAACAGUUUAAUAACAUUUCUAAACAUAAUUCCAAAUUGUCCCACCAACAGUAUAUUAGUCUACCUGUCUCCCACAUUGUCCUCUACCAUUGACUAUUUUCAUCAAUUAUCAGAUUUGCCAAUUUAGUGGGUGUCAGGCCUCAGUGUUUUUGCAUUUCUCUUGUUAAUGAUUUAAAGAAUUAGUAUUCUCUUUUUUCUGCCACUCUCACGUGACUGAAAGCCAUUUUGCAUUUUUCCUUAUUUCACGGGUCACUGUGGGCACGUGAUUGAUCACUCUGUGACCAGCCUACAGGUGAACGCACCAGUUGAAACUAUUCCUUACAAAGUAGCCAUGGUCCCCUGGGACUGGGCUCUGCAGCCCUAGCCUUAGAGAACUUAGAGUCACCAUCCUGCCCGUGAAAAGGCAACAGAAAAUGAAUCAGUUUCUCCUGGUUUGUUUAAAAAAAAAAGAAAUCAAAUUAGUCAUUUAAGUAUAUAGCAAAAUGGAGAUAUCAUUUCUGCAGAGAUCAUUCAUUGAAUGAUUUGGAUUUAUUAAUUACAGAUGUGAUGAAUGUUCACAGAUGUAGCAAAACGGUUUAUAAUGACUGCACUUCAGCUUUCUCUUCCCCACCCCUUCCUAACAUUUCAAGUGUUUGACCUAAGGCAGAAUAAUGGCGUGGAAGUGAGCCUUCAAAGCAGGUAAACCUGGGUUCAAGUCAUGACUCAUCUUUAGCCUGGCUGUGUGACACCUCUUGUUGUUCCAGGCAUAUCUCUAAGGUGAUCCAUUGUCUAGGAGGGUCUGCAUAGGUGGAAGUACAGUCCCUCCUGUGGGAACUUCCCACGCUGAUGAAACCAUAGGUCCUGAUGGAAAUGGCACAAAACUGGCUUCAUUAGAAAGGAGUUGGAUGUCUAGGAAGAUCGCGAAAGGAGCACUCCAUCUGUGGUCUCAAGAAAUGUUUUACUUGAGUGCCAUCUUCCUUGCCUGUGAAAUCAAACUUGGUCAGAGUCCAUAAAAUACAACAAUUCUUUGACCAAGCCUACAUUCCUUCAAAGAAAGUCAAUAUUGCAGAACAAAUCCUGAGGUAUUGGCCUUUCUGAUUCUUCACAGAUUUGGUGCAGAUACUGUUUUAAUAUGCCUUUUAAAAUUGGAAAAAUGCCCUCUUGAAGGAAUAGCCUGUUAAGUCAAAAUUGUAUUUACUCUUUUUUGGAAUAGACUAAGUUCUAUGACGUCUCCAUAUUGAUACAGAUGUGCAUUGGAGUUCAGAAACAGUACGUGGACAAUACUACUGCACCAUUGGUAGCUAUUCCUCUUGAGGCCCACCUGAGGCUUCUUGUUUUUUCUCUUUACUUUUCCCUUUUACAUGUCUGUUACUGAUGUGUACUUUGUUCUACUGCUGCUUCUUGUUUCAUUUCACAUUAUUUCAUAAAGCUCUUUCCAGAUUUCUUUGUAUUCCUCAAAUUUGGCCAUUUUAAUUACAUUAUAUCAGUGUACCACAAUUAUUUCACCAUUUCCCUACUGUCAGACAGGUUACUUCCAGGUUUUUUUGCAAGUAUAUUUAGUGCCACUAUGAUGAUCAAAGGCAUUUUCAAGGCAUGAUUAUGUUUCUUUCGUAACUUGUACUGGCCAGAUGGCUCUCCAGAAAGAUUUUAUAGGCCCGUGCUUCUGCCAGCAGUGAAUGAAUUGUUUCACAGCAACCUGUUGCUUUUAGUUAUUUUUGCCAGUUUGAUAGGUGUGGGGUCAUACCUCAAAGUUGGUUUCAUUUGGCAUUUCUUUUAUUAUUAAUGAGGUUAAGCAUUUUUCAAGUGGUUAGUCAUUUGUUUUUCUUUAAAAAAUUGUAUCCUUUAGCCAUUUAUCCAUAUAUGUUUUAGAUGAGGUGGGGGUGGGGAGAGUGAGGUAGUUAUUACCACUAUAAUUUUUUAAAAUAGUUUUUCAUAUAGUUUUGAUAUCACUCUUUAUCUGUUGUGUUUGUCCUUAAAUAUUUUCCACAGUCUAUUCUUUUUAAAAGUUAUAUUGAGUUGUAUUGUACAGAACAUUUUCAUCUUCAUGUAGUCAAGCACAUAGGUUCUGUUGUCUUCUCUUUGAAUUGAAAAAGAAAUCCAUCCCCCAUCUACAAUUUAGAUAAACACUUUAUUAUUUUAUUUCGUGUUUUUAUGUUUUAAGUUCAUCUUUCAGCUGGAAUUUACUGGGGUAUAUUGUGUAAAAUAUUAGUCUAAAUCCAUUCCCACCAAAUUGCCAACCAGUUUUCCCAGGUUAAGUAAUGAAUCCUCUGCUCAAUCUCUUUCUUUUCUAUCAGUUCACCAAACAUUAGUCUUUUGUAGACAUUUAUUUGGAUGCCUGGUGUAUCUAGUCCGUUCUCUCGACAGAUUUCUCCAUUCCUUGUACACUACCAGAUUGUUUGGAUAAUAACCACUUGGUAAUAAUUUGUUUUAAAGUCUGGCAGGGCAAGACCACCUUUGUCAGCUUUUCUCUUUAGUGUGCCCUUUGGUAGUUUUACUUCUUUUCCACACAGAUUGUUUUUGCCUUGUUUUGUAAAGAAGCCCUUGACAUUUGGAUUUGUAUUGCAUUAAAUAGGUAAGUUAAUUUGGGCUACAUGUUCAUUUUAACUAUGUUAAGUUGUACCUUAUACCAGGCUUGUCUGAAUUUGAAAAAUAUGAUUGUUUUUUGACCUGGGGAGAACAAGUGCACAUUAUAUUAAAUAACAAAUUAGAUCUAAAUUUAGAAAUGCUUUUGAAAUCUCAGAUCAAAUUAAAGUGCAUCAAUCCUAUUUCAGCCUUUUAAUUGUACAAGUUUAAUUAUUAUCCAUCAAGGCCUCUAGAGCUAGGUAAGAAAUUAAGUAGAUGAUACUUUCUUUUCUGUCCCAGACUUGCCUUUCUCAUUUUCAUACCACCUAAUAACAAACAAUGUAGUUUGGGCCCAUGCAGGAAUACCACAUGCGCUUUAGAAAUAUUGUUUUUUCCUUUUAACACCAUCAUCUUUAACACAUUUUUCUCUUAGAUUUGUUUUUGGCAGGCUAUAGAAUCAGACAGUACAUUCACACUGCAUUGUUGAUACUUGUGGGAGUUUUUAAAGUCUUUUCCAAUUUUAUCUCGAAAACAAAAUUAUUCUUAAUGAGUAAGAGAAGCAACCGAGAGGUACAGGAACUUUGCUAACCUAGGCAUUGCUGUAAUCCUCUGGCCUGGGACAUAAGUGCUCCACUUACACAAUUUCACAUCAUUCUUAGCUUUUACUUCCUUUGGAAAUUGAAUUUACCUUCUCAAAAGGCUUCAAAGGAACAGUGACAAUCGAGUUUUAGCUGAACUGUAGAGAAUCAACAGCUCUGAAGUCCAGCUGCCCAGGAAGAAGGUGGAGCAGCUGCAUAGUUCACUUUCCUCCUUCAGAUACCUGUGCUUUUGUGCUUUUCAGCCUUUUAGCACCAUCAUUAAAUUCAAGCUUUUAAAAUACUUCAAAAUGAAGUUCUUACUAAGCACUGUAAGCAAACUAGUUUGGUCUUCACUGGAUCCCAUAGUGAGAGUUUGUGAUUUGUUAGAAAAUGGAUUUGGCUAUCAUUUGGGAUGAGUAGAACCUUUGGAGAUGGAAGUACAGGGCUGUGUGUGGCUUGGGGCUCUGCUCUAGCCGUGCAUGUGCAUCUUAACUAUGGAGAGACAGAAAUAAUUCUUUAAGUUGGUUAAAGUUAAGGCUUCAUCUGGAUGGCUUGAAUGGAGCUGGAAGCUGGGACCCUUCUCACGCUCAGAGCUGCUUAUUUGCUUCUCAGUACUUGAUCCAUUAAGCUGCUUAAGCCAGUAGGUUGGGAUUUGGUCAUUUGCCUGAAGGUUUUGGAAAUAUGGCUGCAAAUUCCCAUUACUGGCAUUGGAUUCAUUUUUAUGGUCCACUAUCUGCCAUUCUGAGCCUUUGUGGGUCUGGAAUUCAAUAGCUUGUGCUGUCCAAAGCAAUGAAGGAAAUGAAAAGAGAUUUAAAACAUUUCAUAGGGGGUUCAAUUUCAAAUGAGUUUUUCAUUUUCAAAGGUCAAUAGUUAUAUUUCCCAAGAUCAGAACCAAAACAAGGAUAAGAUUGGCUGGUCUGAGUCAUUUUAAAAUUCUCUGAAUCAUUGUAUAAGAUGGGUAAGUCAGGAUUUCCCCCGAUCUCUGGUCAUGGUAUUAUUAUACUCUAUUAUCACAUUCUGAUGCACUUUUGUACAUACAGCUGUUUUCUGUAUAUUCUAUACCUACCACAAUGUAUAUAAAAGCCUUUUUCUGAAGUGAAGGACUUAAUCACUGCAAUAUUCCUAGUUCUUGUUGCUUUGAGGCCCUCGUAUAUAAAAAUCAUCACACAGUUGAGAAUGAACACAUACGAGUUGCAAUUCAAACUGACAACAUGACAGAGGUGUCUGUUGAAACUGUAAAUACAGAUGAAGUGUUUGGAUUACACCAUCGAUCAGUCAUGUUUACAUAUUGGAUUGAUACACAGCCCACAUUUGCUUCACUCUUACUCUUGCCUAAUCUUCCCCUUCUGACUCUACCCAAGAAACUUGACCUACUGGCCAGGAAGGAACAUAACAAUGGUGCUACCUACCAUGGUCCAGUUGAGAAAUUAGCACACUGUACACAUGGAUUACAUAGAACAGCAUUUUGAUGCUUCUUCCCUUGCCCUAUUUCCUCCACAUACAUGCACGCACAUGUGCGCUCACACACACACACACACACACACACACACACACACACACACACACACACACACGAAGAUUUUCUUUAGUCCCUGUAAGCUUUUUUUGUGAAUGUUAUUUUCCAGGGUUCAUUCAUUGGUAAUACCAAAAUUUGCCCACAGAGAUCAGAGACGUCCUGAUACUUUAUGGGCAUCAUAAUUAAGUGCAUUUUUUGUCAUUUAAAAAAACGAAUAUAAAACCAGCUUAGAAGGUUUGCAUAGUACCUGUAACAUAGUAUUUUUUUAUUCUUUCUCACUUCAGAUAUUGCCUUUCACAGAUUUUUCUAUAAAAACAAAUAAUUAUAAACAGAAUGUUUCCAUUACCAAUUAAAGAUUAUCAUUGAACCAUGGUUAAGAAAUAUCCAGAGAGAAGACUUCAGUUAGAUCUUCAGGAAUAUCUUUGCCUCCAGGGGGUGGGAGGGUUACAAUAGAGAAUAAGGGUAGCUUUUAUCUCCCCUCCUCCCCCCAUGGAAAAGCUAUAGGAUUAUGUAGAGUGAAAUUGAUCAAUCUAUUUAAUUGCUAUGGGGAAGAAAAGGUGGGGGUGGGAGAAGCUGCAAUUUUGGGGGGCAAAGAUACAAGGUUCAAGAAAAUAAUGCAGUUUUCGUGAAAGUCUAAUUCAUGCUUUUUCUGUAAUCUUAGAUUUUGAACAGUGUGGCUUAGAACAUAUGGCACAUAUAUAUGCUUAUGACCUUUGGUCAUAUAAAGCUUUGGAUGAGAUGCAAAACCACUUAUCAUAGUUUAGAAGUGAACUUUAGCAAUUGAGAAAUGGAGGACUUGGGAGUUAUAUGAAAGGAAAAGUUGGCUUAAACUUAUGAAAAGCUACCAUUAAGUUUGGGAACUAGGCAGUUUAACACAGCUGAGUGAACAGCUUUCUCAAGUCUUAGUUGUUUCAUUUGGCUGAGGGAUGACAACUAAUGAUUGAAUAGUAUGGGAAAUUCUCUAUCUUCAUUAAUCUAGCUUAGGAAUUUCUAGUUCUCUCCCCUAUUCAUUGCCACUUAACAUUUUCUUAUUAGUCUAUUUCUCCUUCUCUCUGACAGGAACAGUUAUAAGUAACAUAAAUGUUCACACAGGGAAGGAAAAAAAUCCAUUUUACACUGAUAUAUUACUGUGGUAUCAGAAAACCCAUUGGCAGUGAUGUGAACUACAGAUCCACCCUCUAUAAAGUGUUUGUGUCACAUUGUGCAGCAUUGGCACACUGCUAGGGGCAGAGAAGCCCUUGUGAUGCUUGGGCAGGUACAUUUUACUUCAUUAUUUGGGGUUUAACGGGAAAUGUAGGUGAUGUGUUUGGAUGUGUGUGAAAGUGAGUGUGUUUCUGUGUGUGUCUCUGUGUGUCUGUGUGUUAUCUUAGAAUUUUAGUAGAUUGAAAGAAAAUAAAGCCGGCUCUGAAUUUGUUUUUUCCAGUGAGUAAAAUUCAUCAUCUAAAUCUGUCAUUUAUGUUUAUUUUAGUAGUCAGAAUCCAAGAGAGUUCAUUUUAAAUAAAUAUGUAGUGUUUAUUGUUCCUUUUCAUUUUAAAUUAAGCUCUUAAAACUUAGAGUUAAUCAUUGUGCAUUUGACUAUCACUGAUAGAGUAAUUGUUUAUGCUAUUAUUGUACAAUAGGCAGUAAACUACUGAUGGUGUUAGUUUGAACACUGAGCUCAGUGAGUAUUUUUGAGCUAGAAGAAGCCUGUGUCUGUUUUUCUCCUUCCAUUUGAGCCAUGGAGAAUAAAGAACAUGGGGACGGAGGGGGAGAGGAGAGAAGGAACUACUGAAAAGGAGUAGGACAAAAGCAGAAAUUAUCUAACAACCCCAGGACCUAAAUAAUCUGAGCCAGUUUGGGCCAGAAUAAUCAAUAAACAAUAUUGAGCACCUACUGUAUACAAGUGCACUUUGCUAGCCAUUUUAAGGAAUUUUUAAAAACCAUAAAAUAUAGUCCCUGUCCUCAAGUUUUUUCUAGAAAUAAAUCAUAAGAAAUUCAAACUUCCAAAUAUGUGACUAUAUCAAGAUUAUUUUUUUUAAAAAGAAACCUACCAGAAUUUAGAUAAAACUAAUUUUAGAUUUCAAAGGUUUAUUAAAAUUGAUCUUGGUAAGCCCCCUCAUUUUAUAGAUGAGGACAUUGGGGUGAAGUGAGGAAGGACCCAUAGCCAGUUAGUGUCAGAGCCAGGAUUCGCACCUUGGUCUCCUAACUCCUAGUCUCAUGUUCUCUCCACUCUGGCAUGUGUUGUCCCUUUCCACAUAGGUAAGCUGGCAUGGAAACUGCUACAUUCUUUGGAAUAUGUAUUUCUGAGGGUGGCAAAUCUUUAUCUUUUUGAGGAAGGACUUGGUUUUGGGAACUAGCCAAAAAUUAUCUGGAGGCAAGGCUAGGUAAUCAAGCUGGGAUUUGGGGUUUUGAUUCCAAAAUGAGAUGUGACCAUCCCCAAAGAGUCCAGAGAAGCUGAGUGGGUGUAGUGGCUUCAUUAUACAAACUGUCCAGCCUCCCCGCGUCGCCACCUUUUAGAGACCAGUGCUCACUUCUGUUGAGAAAGUAAUGCCUUGUUUAACCUUGGAACGGGGAAAGAAUGGCUCAGAUUAUGUGAAUGAAUAAAUUAGGGGUGAAAUUUGCUAUAGAAAUAGGGGACAUUCCUUGGAGUUCGGCAAGAGGUAGCUUUUGGACAAAUAAAACUGGAUUAUAUACCAGCUCACUAAGUUAGGAGACUCCUUCUGGGAGGUGAGUGAGAGAAGCUAGAUUUGAACAGGUUUGAGAACUCUGGCUAAAUGGUCAGAAUUCUUCAUGGAAUGAGGGAUAUGUGAGGAUUUGUCACUGAUGAUGGUCCUUCCUGCCCCACAAUAUUUCAGUCACUUGGGUCUUCUCACUGUGCUCAAAGUAGGUUGGACUCUUUCCUGCAUUUGUGAUCUUUGCUCUUGCUUCUCCCCACCUACCCCAGCUGUACAAACCCUCCUUCCUGCCUAUCUCGAUCUUUCUUAUCCAUUUUCUGAGGACCCAUGCCAAGUACCAGCCCUUCCCUGAGGCCUUCCUUAGCUGUUCCAUUCCGGUACUGUGGCAUUUGGGCGCUCAAUCCUCUACUGACUUGCAUCAUUACCCGAUUGUUAUUUGUGAGUGUUGUGUCUCUGAAGUAGAGCGGAAGCUUCUUGAGAGGAGGCACUGCCUUCUGUUUCUUUGUUCCACCCCCCCCCCCCACUUAGCUCAGUGGGGGGGGGGGACUUUGUCAGAGUCCAAUGGCUACUCAAUGGAUUGAACUGAAUGAACACUGGAAGCAAAAUGAAUUUGGACAACUAUAGGAAAAUUAUUUAAACAAAUUUCUCCCUCUACUCUAUAAUGUCCCUGUUGCUUUAGGGGAUCCAAAGAUGUACUGUUUCUAAAUGUGACUUAGCUUUAGUCACUUGUGAGUAUCCGAAGGUAUAUACUGAAGUGCCGUUAUUAGUCACGAGAGCUUUUAGGAUUUGUGCAGAAAGAAAUAUAUUUUGAUCCCAAAUAGAAUUUCAUCAAACUCCGGGCACAACAAUCUUCCCUUCCUCCUGUUUUAGAGGAGUCCAAGUUAAUUGAAAGCAGAUGUGAAAUGCUAUGUUUUCUACCAAUCCUUGUUGUUCUCUUCAAAAUAAUUUGGAGCUGCACAUUGUUGUUAAUUGAGCUUGCUACAAGUGCUGGUUGGUCGUGGGGAGAUGAAGCAAAGGCUUGGUCUUAAGACAAGCCUAUUUGCAGGCUGAUAAAGUGAGUGUAAUUUAGGGUUCUUAAAUGUUGGAUUGACAUAUGUAUUAAAGUUCUGGAACACUUCUUGCUGUUGCAUUAACCCUGAUUUGUCUGUGAUGCUUGAUUGCAUUUUAUAGCUUUGUCCGUUACAAAUGUGCUGACAAUGUGUAUAAGGGGUCAUCACUUCAUCGUAAUUGCACACAAACUUCCUGUACACUCUGAUGCUGAGACCAAUAACAUGACUACCAUAGCCAGAAUAAACUCAUUCGCCUAUUAAUUUAGUGCUUGUACCUGCUUUGUAAGGGGAGAAUAGUCUUUAAAUGAGCCUAGUAGCAUUGAUUUGUGAUUAAUCAUUUUUACUUAGUGACUCAUCUGUGAUCAUAGUAGAACAACAAGGUUGUGUUUGCUUGGUGGUAGUAGCUCCGUAUAUCUUGUGUGCAUCCAGAAAAUGGCCUUGGCCAUGAACUGUGUGUAUGACUAAGAGUUGUUUAAAGAUAUAAGGGGGUGGGUUGGGGAGGGUGGGAAGGGGGAAGGAGAGUGUGUUUGUCUGCAGACCCCAAAGAAGAAUUGGGAUUAAAUAAUAGCCUUGAUUUGAAAUUGUAACAGCACUACUCAUGGUAGUUGCAUUUGUUUAUUGGGCACCUUGCUAUUGCUUAGGCUCUGAAUUGAAAAAAAAAGUUUUAUCUCACCUCUGUUUUUCCCUUCUUUCGAGUUUCUCCAAGUAUUUGCCACAUUAACCUCACACUCGGGAUGGUAAAUUUGGGGGAAUUAAUAAAUUUGUUCGACCACUUCA